Molecule: messenger RNA, 1174 nt
Organism: Cynara cardunculus var. scolymus (artichoke)
Lineage: Eukaryota; Viridiplantae; Streptophyta; Magnoliopsida; Asterales; Asteraceae
Product: 40S ribosomal protein SA-like
Exons: 5
Coding region: 73-990 (305 amino acids)
Biological process (GO): ribosomal small subunit assembly; cytoplasmic translation
Cellular component (GO): 90S preribosome; cytosolic small ribosomal subunit; ribosome
Molecular function (GO): structural constituent of ribosome
Source: RefSeq, a predicted model, not a curated record
CAUCUACGUCGCGUUUCUGUACUAUAAACCCUGCUCCCUAAAAAACCCUAAUUGCAGAAACGAUUAGCGACCAUGGCGGCACAGAAGGGGCAGAACGAUUUGUCGAUGAAGGAGCUUGACAUACAGAUGAUGUUGUCUGCCGAAGUGCACCUCGGUACUAAGAACUGUGAUUUCCAGAUGGAACGAUACGUCUUCAAACGCCGGAAUGAUGGAAUAUACAUCAUUAAUCUUGGCAAAACAUGGGAAAAGCUUCAAAUGGCAGCCAGGGUUAUCGUUGCGAUAGAGAAUCCCCAGGAUAUCAUUGUACAAUCUGCCAGACCAUAUGGUCAGAGGGCUGUGCUGAAGUUUGCCCAAUACACUGGGGCACAUGCCAUUGCUGGACGUCAUACUCCUGGUACCUUCACCAAUCAGCUCCAGACCUCCUUUAGCGAACCUCGUCUCCUGAUCUUGACCGAUCCACGGACUGACCACCAGCCCAUCAAGGAGGCAGCACUUGGAAAUAUACCAACAAUAGCUUUUUGUGAUACUGAUUCUCCCAUGAGAUAUGUAGAUAUCGGUAUCCCCUCUAACAACAAGGGAAAGCAUAGUAUUGGCUGUCUCUUCUGGCUUUUAGCGAGAAUGGUUUUGCAAAUGCGUGGGGUUAUCAACCAGGGGCAUAAAUGGGAUGUCAUGGUGGAUCUGUUCUUUUACAGAGAACCAGAGGAGGCAAAGAAUGAAGAGGAAGAUGAGGUAGCAUUGGUUACAGACUACCCAGAGUAUGGUACCGGUGAUCAAUGGUCUGCCCAAAUUCCUGAUGCUCAAUGGGCACCUGAUAUGCCACCACCAAUUGCUGCCGCCCCUGUAGCUGCACCCACUUGGACUGCUGACGCUCCAGUUUCUGGCACCAGCGGAUGGGAAUCUGUGGCUGCACCUGUAGCUCCUGUUGAAGGUGUUGCUGCUACUGCUACUGCUACUGCUGCUGCUGCUGCUGCUGCAACUGGCUGGGAAUGAAGUCUAUCUCAUGGUCAGACUCGUAUUUAGUUUACGGAUACUCAGGUAUUCUACACCUAAAAAACUUUCCUAUUUGUUGAGGAACUGUUGAUUAUUAGGUUAUCGUUUUGAGAAUUUUGGCUUAGGGCUUUUUAUUAAAACACAAAACCCAAGUUACUUGAUUUGAUUAUUUUUUGUUUCACAC